AUGGAGUCAGCACCCAUUCUUUCCACACCGGAUACCCAUCUGUUAGAUGCUACAGAGCCUGUGGCACAACCGCAAAAUUCAAGCCCCUCCCGUUCCGACGAAGAGCUUUCCAUCAUUUAUGACAUCGAGCGGACGUUGACUGAGAUUCGGCAAAGCCGGUGGAAACGAAUCGCCCUUCAAUUUCCGGAUGAUAUGCUCCCAGAUGCUCCACGGGUAUUUCAGCUUUUGACUCGGGGACUGCAGACAAAAGACACGAGAUCUGGGAGUAGUAGUGGAAGCACGGAAGCUACAAAUGGAGAUUCGAAUACAAGAGAGUCUAAUGGCAGCCUUUCUGACAAGGCAUCUCAGUUAACUCUGGAGGAAAAUAGUCCGAAGGACGAGCGGCAGCCGAGGUUCUAUAUUCUCGCUGAUACCUCGUACGGUACAUGCUGUGUAGAUGAGGUUGCUGCAGAGCAUGUCGACGCGGAGGUUGUUGUACACUAUGGACGAGCUUGUUUGUCUCCGACGUCAAGGUUACCUGUGAUCUAUGUCUUUACACAUCGACCUCUACCGCUUGAGCCUCUUGUGAAAGCAUUCAAACACACUUAUACCGACCUCAGGGCGAAAAUUAUCAUCGCAGCCGACGUGACAUACACAGAUCAUACCCAAGAGGUUUAUAAUCGACUUGUGCAAGAAGGCUAUACAAACCUCUUCGCAACCGAUGUCGUGCACAACCCUUCAUCUGCCAUUCCGAAUCGUACGGUGCCAGAAUCCGUCAAAGAAAAUCCCGACUCUUUAAGUGAAUGGGAGUUAUUCCACAUCUCCGAUCCGCCUACCGCGCUGCUGCUUACUCUCUCGUCGAAAGUUGCGACCAUACAUAUAUACCCUACAGAUAAUGUUGAGUCAGGACAGGAUGUAAAGCCCCUCCCAGCGUCUACCGCAGCAGCUUUACGUCGGCGGUACGGUGUUUUGGUUUCAUUGAGCACUGCGCCUAUUUUUGGUAUUCUAGUCAACACGUUGAGUGUCAAGAAUUACCUUCAUAUUGUAGACCACGUGAGGAAGCAGAUCGCCGCUGCAGGUAAGAAGAGUUACAUGUUUGUCGUUGGCAAGCUCAAUGCUGCAAAGGUUGCCAACUUCAGCGAAAUUGAUGGUUGGGUUGUCAUUGGAUGCUGGGAAAGUUCCUUGGUGGACAGUAAGGAAUUCUGGAAGCCGGUGAUAACCCCCUACGAGCUUGAGCUCGCCCUGCAAAGUGACGAUACUCGGGUAUGGAGUGGAGCGUGGAGAAGCGAUUAUCAGUCUGUUCUUGAUACUUCUUCCGCGGCUUCUCCUGGUCCGACAGCUGAAGUGCACGAAGACGCAAUGGCCGUCGAGAGCGAAACUCAAAUUGGAGACAUUGAUGAGCAAUCGGACUUGGAAUCCGCGCCCCCAGAGUUCAAUUUAAAGACUGGCCAGUUUGUCACCAACUCGCGCCCCAUGCAAAGUCUAAGCAAUGGCAACCAUGCCCGUCCAGGAGCCAACAGCACAGCAGUGGCAAAAAGGGCAAAAGGCGACCUAGCUAUGAUUGGUAGCACAGUCUCUCCCGGCGCGGAGUUCUUACGUUCUCAAAGGACAUGGAAGGGACUUGGAAGUGAUUUCGAGAUCAAGUAUGAAGAAGACGAGGAGGCUGGCGGUUCGGCCGUCGUGGAAGGGCGCAGGGGCAUUGCAAGGGGUUACGCUGUUGGCGGUUCUUCCGAUCGUCACUGA
This is a messenger RNA of Talaromyces atroroseus, 1722 nucleotides long. Its product is annotated as Diphthamide biosynthesis protein 2. Bases 1 to 1722 code for a protein of 573 amino acids. NCBI's taxonomy places the organism in Eukaryota, Fungi, Ascomycota, Eurotiomycetes, Eurotiales, Trichocomaceae. Gene Ontology annotation, biological process: protein histidyl modification to diphthamide. Gene Ontology annotation, molecular function: 2-(3-amino-3-carboxypropyl)histidine synthase activity. The record is from RefSeq and is a predicted model, not a curated record. The transcript has a single exon.